This is a messenger RNA of Vombatus ursinus (common wombat), 4420 nucleotides long. It is a transcript of the gene MAN1A2, whose product is annotated as mannosidase alpha class 1A member 2. NCBI's taxonomy places the organism in Eukaryota, Metazoa, Chordata, Mammalia, Diprotodontia, Vombatidae. Gene Ontology annotation, molecular function: calcium ion binding; mannosyl-oligosaccharide 1,2-alpha-mannosidase activity. The transcript has 13 exons. Gene Ontology annotation, cellular component: Golgi membrane; endoplasmic reticulum; extracellular exosome. The record is from RefSeq and is a predicted model, not a curated record. Gene Ontology annotation, biological process: carbohydrate metabolic process; N-glycan processing. The coding region runs from base 164 to 2095 and encodes 643 amino acids.
GAGGGGCCGAAGGCGAGACUUGUUGAAUAAGCACAAUAAUCCCCGAAGUCCGCGAAGGCUCCCAGCGUCUCUAUUUUUGCCGAUAUUUUGGAGACUGUUUUAUGUGUUGUACAUUUGACGUAAGAUGACGGCUUUUUAAAACACUUUCUAGAAGAAGUAAACAAUGACCACCCCGGCUCUGUUGCCCUUAACUGGACGUAGAAUACCACCCUUGAACCUGGGGCCGCCCUCCUUUUCCCAUCACAGGGCUACAUUAAGACUGUCGGAGAAGUUUAUUCUUCUCCUUAUUCUUAGUGCCUUCAUCACCCUAUGUUUUGGGGCAUUUUUCUUCCUUCCGGACUCUUCAAAACACAAACGCUUUGACCUGGGCUUAGAGGAUGUGUUGAUUCCGCAUGUAGAUACCAGCAAAGGAGAAAAAGACAUUGGAGGCUUCUUGAUCCAUGGACAAGGGCAUGACGAACACAGACACAGGGAAGAAGAGGAACGUCUGAGAAAUAAAAUUCGUGCUGAUCAUGAACGAGCUCUGGAAGAGGCAAAAGAGAAACUGAAGAAGUCUAGAGAGACAAUACAAGCAGAGAUUGAAACAGAAAAAAAUAAGGUAGCCCAGGAGAUAAAGAAGAAAGAAACCAAGCCACUGCCACCAGUCCCUUUACCAAACCUUAUAGGAAUAAACGGUGGAGAACCAGAAGAUGAAGACACCAGAGAAAAGAGGGAAAAAAUUAAGGAGAUGAUGAAACAUGCCUGGAGUAAUUAUAGGAAAUAUGGCUGGGGACACAAUGAACUUAAACCCAUUGCUAUGAAAGGACAUUCCACUAAUAUAUUUGGAAGUUCUAAAAUGGGUGCUACUAUAGUAGAUGCUUUGGAUACUCUUUAUAUCAUGGGACUCCAUGACGAAUUCAAAGAAGGACAGGAGUGGAUUGACCACAAUCUUGAUUUUAGUGUGAAUUCAGAGGUGUCUGUAUUUGAGGUCAAUAUUCGUUUCAUUGGAGGACUUCUUGCAGCAUAUUACCUUUCAGGACAGGAGGUAUUCAAGAACAAAGCAGUGCAGUUGGCAGGGAAACUCCUUCCUGCCUUUAACACACCUACUGGGAUUCCCUGGGCAAUGGUGAAUCUGAAAAGUGGAAUUGGGCGAAACUGGGGUUGGGCCUCUGCAGGUAGCAGCAUUUUGGCUGAAUUUGGUACCCUACAUAUGGAAUUUGUCCACCUCAGCUAUUUGACAGGGGACCCAGUCUACUACCAAAAGGUCAUGCACAUUCGAAAACUGCUUCAGAAAAUGGAUCGGCCUGAUGGACUUUAUCCAAACUAUUUGAACCCUAAAACAGGCCGAUGGGGUCAGCAUCACACAUCAGUUGGUGGUCUAGGAGACAGUUUUUACGAAUACUUACUGAAAGCAUGGUUGAUGUCAGAUAAAACAGACAUUGAGGCAAGGAAGAUGUAUGACGAUGCAAUUGAGGCCAUAGAAAAACAUCUUAUUAGAACAUCCAAUGGGGGUCUAACAUUUAUUGGAGAAUGGAAGAAUGGACACUUGGAAAGGAAAAUGGGUCAUUUAACCUGUUUUGCUGGAGGAAUGUUUGCUUUGGGAGCAGAUGGUUCCAGAAAGGAUAAAGCUGGGCAUUAUUUACAACUUGGAGCAGAAAUUGCACAUACAUGUCAUGAGUCAUAUGACAGAACGGUGUUAAAACUGGGUCCUGAAGCAUUCAAAUUUGAUGGUGGUGCAGAGGCCGUAGCUGUGCGGCAGAAUGAAAAGUAUUACAUUCUCCGCCCAGAAGUAAUUGAAACUUACUGGUACAUGUGGAGGUUCACUCAUGACCCCAAAUACAGGCAGUGGGGCUGGGAGGCAACUGAGGCUAUUGAAAAGUAUUGUCGAGUCAGAGGUGGAUUUUCUGGGAUCAAGGACGUCUAUUCUUCUGCUCCUGCGUAUGACGAUGUACAGCAGAGCUUCUUCCUUGCGGAGACACUGAAGUAUUUGUAUCUGCUCUUCUCCAGUGAUGAUCUUUUACCUUUAGACCACUGGGUGUUUAAUACAGAAGCCCACCCUCUGCCUGUGUUACAUUUAGCCAACACCACACUUUCAGGAAAUCUUGAUUUACAGUAAAAGCAGCUCAAGAGGAGAGACUUUACUCACCUGUGUUUUGUUUACAUGAACCAAUGCAGAAAUUAGGCUGGAGAGGGGGACUCUUGGAAACCUGGGCCCCCGAGUCGGGAUGUCAGGGUGAGAAAUGACAAACUCCACUGGAAGCUCUGCAACCUAUAGAUAAUUCACUUUGAAAUUAUUCCAUUUUAUACCUGACCAAAAUAUGCUCCACUGUUUGCAGGGCAGAGACCUCAUGUGCUUUAAAUCCUAAUGAGAAGGUCAUACGGGGGGAAUGCCUAUUUGUACUGUAUUCAUUAAGAAUCCUGGAAGAAGGAGGACGGCCUCCUGAGAAGGAACAGAAACAUGGAGCUCUGUGCUGCAAGUUACUGGUGGCCUUUGCAGCGAAUUAUGUGUUUGUUUCCUUCUGACAUGGAAUGGAUCCUAAAUACUUUAUUUUUCCUCCCUCCUUCCCCUGUCUCUCCCCCCCCCCCCCCAAUUUUGAUUGGAAGGAACCAUGAAACAAGAACAGUAAAACAGCCGAACUGCACCAGCAGCAACAGCCGCAGGAUUUUAAACUGAAAGAAAUACAAUCCCUAUCUUUCUGAAUUAUCAAGUCCCCAUUCAGUGCCCAGCCUGGCAGCCAUUUCGAGCACCCUAUCUGUUUCAUUAAUACCCCUUGAUUGAGUCGGGUUUUUUUUCUGGGACUUGAGUUCACCCAGGAAAUACUUUUCCUGUCUUUGUCUUCAUGUGGAACCAUCGAAUCUGCAGUAUUUUUCAUAUUCACUACUUUUGAGAACCUAGGUUUGGGAAUUUUGUGCAUGUAGCUCAGACAAGUAUUAGUAGCAUGACAAAAAAAAGCUCUGUAUUUCCUUGAAACCUGUUCUAAGAGAAAGUUUUGUCGUGUUUUGGGGGGAAGAUUUUCCUCAAGCAGGAAAUCCAUCAGGUAAAUCUCUUUAGCCUCCAUGAUAAACUCAUACAGUCAGUCAUUCACUUUUGACCAUUGUAAAUGGUUUUGUUCAAAAUGCUCUUCUAUAGCUCUGAGUUUCUCUUCAUUGCCUUGAUGAACUAAAUUAUUAUUAUUACAACUCAACCAACUUAUGAAAGAAUAAGACACCAAAACUUAUUUGAUACCCACCCCCACCUCUUAGCCCCUCUUUAUGGACUUUCCCACCAUAAAUCAAUUCAGCCUUCUCUGGAGACAUUUAUGGGAUGCCAAAAAAUUGUCAAAAUAGUCUUCAACAAUAAAGGUGUGGUGCAGAUAAGCAUAUAACACAUGCGAUUUGAGAUGUGUCUGUGGCAUCUUCUCCUUUUGUUGAUGGACGAAAGAUUUUGCACUGAUAUUUAUGUUGUUAGUCAGCCCUGUUUGUUUCUGAGAACAAAUUUUAUCCAGUAGCAUGAAAUAAUGGAAGAUAAAUAUUGUCAUGGGAUUACAUAUUUUCUGAAUUUGAGUUAUUUUAUGUCACACUAUAGACAUAAUUCUCUACCAUAUUAUUUUACAAACAUUUCCCAUUAAGCAUUCGAGAGAUGAGGUUAGUGUCAUUGAUGUUUUGAUAUUACCUUUAUUAGUAAUUAGUUUUUGAAACUAUCUGCUCAAGCCUAUAUUGGGAUUUAAAACAUUUUAAUAUAUAUAUUUUUUCUUUUUAAACCUCCCUAUUUAAUAUGUGGUGGAUUUAAAUGGGAAAAGAUUCCAAGAAAAUAACGUAUAUUUCAAUUCUGCAUUUUAAUUCAAUCUUGUAUGAUUACCUUCAAUCAUAGAGUGUCAAUCCAUAAAAUAUUGGAUAUAUAUUCUGUUAGGCAAUUUUUUUUCAGUGUGCAUUCAAGAUUAUAUUGUGAAUAAGAUAAAUUCAAGCCCUUAUGUAAGAGUUAAUUUUAGCACACUAAGUACUUCCACCAGAUUCUGAAAUCUUGCCUUUUUUUUUUUUUAAACUACUUGAAAAUCAAGAAAUAUAAUGAAGACCAAGUACUAUUAGUGUAAUUUAUGUGCAGUUGUUUAAGAGUGAUUUUAGAAGAGUGUGGGGAAAAUAUUUGGUUUUCCAAGAAAGUUAUCCUUCCCCCUAAACGUAUGGCAAAUCCUGGACUGGAUAUGAAAACCAGCCUUGCCUAGAUCCAAAGUGGAUCAGCAUGUGGGCAGUGACUGAACCCCCUGCUGUGAAUGAGAGGUGAUGUGCCUUUAGGCCUCACCAGUGACCCUCCCUAACUCCCUUUCCCCAUCCCCUUAACGCCAGGAAGCUGAGCUUAGUGUAAGCAUAUAUGAGGGGCCACAAAGAUUUCAAAGAAUAGGAGUCAUAAACGUAUUUUCAUUUUUUCUCAGAAUACCAAAGGCAAUUAAACUCAAUUACAAAGUGA